AUGAAGGUUUGCAGUGCCAUCCUACUAUUGAUUGCUGCCGCAGUAUGCAAUGUCGAACAAGCUUCUGCUUUGCGAGGCAAUGGAAUGCGGGCUUCCGAUUUGCACAGGACUGAACGAAUUACCAGACGAAGAAAACUAAAGAAAGGAACCUCAGGAAAGGAACCAUACGAAAUUGUUGCUGAACACGAGGGUGGCCUAUUCGGAGCUGUGAAGAAAGUAGCCAAAAAGGCGAAGGAUAAGCAAGAGGCCGUGGCCGCAGCAGCAAUCGCAGCCAACAUCACUACCAGCAACGCUACUAGUGUUCCUACAGCUGUACCAGUGAACGAAACGCUACCCAGAGAUCUUCCAAUGUUCUCGCUCCAAUUUCACACUACUUCUGAUUACAAUCCUGCUGAUGACCUAUCAAAUUACGAUGAACUCGAGAUGUAUCUUGGCCAAUACCUAGGAGACCGAAUGGAUGAAGUCUUCAUGGACACUCCUGGAGAACAUCUUUUCACUGAAGUCUAUAUUGAUGAAACUGCCGAUCCGUUCAUCGUCGACGUGUAUGCUACUGCCAACUUUCGGAUUCCUGGACAAGUCCCAACGCACGAAUACUUGGUGCAGCAAACAAAGGAAGCUCUGACUGUGCAGGAGGACCCCGAUGAAUACGUCAAUGACUUUGACUAUCUGAUCGAGUCUGUUCGAUCCAUGAACACGACAAACCCUUUCCACAAGACUGUUGACAUUGUGUACGAGCCAUGGGCAAAAAAGAAUCCUGCAAAUAGUAGCAGCCAUUCGUCAUACUGGGCAUCGGUAUUCUCGUUGCUUGGUAUCACCGCUUUCCUCUCGCUCGCCAUUGUCAUUUCAUAUGCUUUCAAGAAGCAUCGCGAGUCUCGAUUCCUCCUUCAUGAUGAUCCACUGCAGUUGCAUGUUGUCGAGUCGCGAAGUGGCAUCAAUGGGAUGUCCUACAACGAUGAAGAAUCUCUUCGCCACGUGGACGCUGUCCGCAAACAGUAUUCCGAUUCGAAUAACCUUCCACAAAUUUCCUUCUUGGAAGAUCCUCAAGACCCCCAGCUGGAGCCAGCAGGAUCCUACGAGGCCCCCAUCUUUAUUGGAUACAAGGAUGAGGUAGUAGAAGAAGAGGAUGAAGAAGAAAAAUCCGUCUCGGAAGGUUCGGACGAAUAUACCGAACAAAUCGUCGAGGAUGAAGGCGAGAGUAUCGACGAAGAAGUCGACGACGAGACCAUCGAAGAAGAGUUCACAGACGAGCCACAAGAGCCGAAAGAGAGCAAUCUCGGUAGAUUUGAGCGUCUUCUAGGAAACCUUCGAAACAACGAGUCCGAUGAUGACGAAACUGUGGAAGAAGAAAUUAUUGAAGAUGAGGAUGAAGAAGAAGAGUCUCAGUCAUCCUACGAUGAACAAACAGUCGAGAGUGGAGAUCUCUUGGGUCUUAGCACGGUACCAGUACAGCUUCGAUCAGAAUCUUCAAGACCACUUGACCCUCCACAAGAGGAACCUCAAGUGGCCACAAAAGAUUUGUUUUCAAUGUGGGAGAACAAUGGCAACAAGCGAACAAUUGCACCCGUUGCAAGCCUAAAUGAGGACGAGGACGAGAGUGAAAGCCCAGCGGAAGCUCCUUCGGCUGACCCACCUGCACAAAAGAGUGGCCUGUUUUCUUUCUGGGCAAUUAAGGCCGGUGAAUCCAAAGACGAUGAUGAGUCAGCAGAGGAAGAAGUUGUCACUGAAACAGAAGAAGAACAAGCGAAAGAGGAGUCAAAUGAUGAUGAGUUAGAGCAUACUUUGGUUUAG
Cylindrotheca closterium is the source of this 1788-nucleotide messenger RNA. NCBI's taxonomy places the organism in Eukaryota, Bacillariophyta, Bacillariophyceae, Bacillariales, Bacillariaceae. The record is from the annotation of a GenBank genome assembly.